AGGAGGAGGGGGAGAGGGGGUGAGAGAGGAGGUGACUCUCCGGCAGCAUUUAGACACAACGAAAGGAUCAUGGCGGAUGGCCCCAGGUGUAAGCGCAGAAAGCAGGCGAACCCGAGGAGGACCAACGUGACCAACUACAACAAUGUGCUGGAGGCAGGCUCAGACUCAGACGAUGAGGACAAGCUGCACAUCGUGGAGGAGGAAGGCAGCCUCGCAGACGGGGCAGACUGCGACAGCACCCUGCCGGAUGAAGAGCACCCGAGCGUGCCGAGUUGGGACCCAGUGAAGGAGGACUGCGCUUCAGAUGGCGAGGAUGACGUGAGCACGGACGCCCUGGUGGAAGAGAUGCUCCAGCAAGGAGACACGGCCAUCAUCUACCCAGAGGCCCCAGACGAUGACCUCCAGCGCCAGGGCACCCCCGACGCCAGCGUCCAUGACGAGAACGGAACCCCUGAUUCGUUCUCCCAGCUGCUCACAUGCCCGUACUGCGCGCGGGGCUACAAGCGCUACAGCUCCCUGAAGGAGCACAUCAAGUACCGGCAUGAGAAGACAGAGGAGAGCUUCAGCUGCCCAGAGUGCAGCUACAGCUUCGCAUACCGCGCUCAGUUGGAGCGUCAUAUGAGCGUUCAUAAGGGAGGACGAGAUCAGAGGCACAUCACGCAGUCCGGAGGCAACCGGAAAUUCAAGUGCCCCGAAUGCGGCAAAGCAUUCAAGUACAAGCACCAUCUGAAGGAGCACCUCCGGAUUCACAGUGGAGAGAAACCCUAUGAGUGCUCCCACUGCAAGAAGCGCUUCUCCCACUCAGGCUCCUACAGUUCCCACAUCAGCAGUAAGAAGUGCAUCAGCGUCAUCUCAGUGAACAGCAGACAGCGCCUGGGGGGCAGCAGAAACCAGGCCCAGGGUUCACCACCGGGGCUGCCCACAUCCCCUUCAGUCCACUGCGGACAGAUCAGGGAGAAACUGGAGCACAGCAAGCCCCUCCAGGAGCAGCUGCCUCUCAACCAGAUCAAGACGGAGCCUGUGGAUUACGAGUACAAGCCGGCGGUAAUAACGCCUCCGGCCAUGGCCGCUAUGAAUGGCGGAGUUUUCAGCGGAGGUGCUGCUGCCCCUCUGCAGGGUACUGUACAGGCGGUGGUUCUGCCCACAGUGGGGUUGGUGUCCCCCAUCAGCAUCAACCUGGCAGACCUACAGAAUGCCCUCAAGGUGGCAGUGGACGGUAACGUUAUACGGCAGGUGCUGGAAAACAACGCCAAAGGCCAGGUGAACUCAGGCCUCACCACUCAAACCCUGCACCCCCCUCAGCAGCAGCUCAUCUCAGCCAUCAGUCUGCCAAUCGUAGGCCAGGAUGGGAAUGCGAAACUUAUUAUAAAUUACAGUCUGGACCCCAACCAGGGCCAGCUCACACCCCAUAACCUAAAGAAAGAGCCAGUGUCUCCGGCUCAGAGUGCCGUUGACUCUAUCAAGUCCCAGAAACUCCCCGAGGAUCUUUCAGUCAGAGGCAACAGGGACCAGGCUCAGCAAAAAGAGGAAAAGACCACUACAACCUGUCUACUGUGUGAGAACUGUCCAGGGGGCCUGGAAGCACUCCAUGCUCUCAAGCACUGCAAGAAAGAGGAUCUCAGAUUGAACGGAGCAGGUUUAGAUAAAUCUGAGGCAGUUGCUGCCUUGCUGUCAGAUGGAGGACUCUGCAACCACCCCAAGAACCUCCUGUCCCUUCUCAAGGCCUAUUUCGCCUUAAAUGCAGAGCCCUCCAAGGAUGAGCUGAUCAAGAUCUCUGACUCAGUCAGUCUGCCGAUCCAUGUGGUAAAGAAGUGGUUUAGCAAAAUGCAGCAGGGUCAGAUAUCCCUGGGCGCCCCAACACCCCCAUCAGAAGAGGAGGACUCCUAUGAAUCUCACAGUGUGGUAUCACUGGUCCCAGGGAAGGACACAGCCACUAUAAGCAGAUCUGUGAGUCAGGAUAGCCCCACAGAGGCUACGCCAGCAGAGGUCAACGGCACUCACAGCUCACCGGCCUCGCCCUCGCCACUUAAUCUUACAGCUGGCGGUCCCACCCAAGCCGACACCCCUGAGAGCACUGAGGGACCCCUGGACCUGUCGCUGCCAAAGCCAGCCAGAGAAGAAGCAGAGAGCAUGGUGCCUGCAGCCCGAGUUUACCCCUCUGCUUCCUCCCACCAGACCACUGAGGAGGAACCUCUGAACUUAACUUGCACAAAGAAGGACACGUCACCACUCUCAGCCAUGGGGGGAAGCCCCCUCGCACUGUACGCCAACCAGCCAAGUGCCAAACCCCUCGAUAUUGUAACCACAAUGCAAUGCCUCCGAGCACUGACCAACAGCAGCAGCAAACAGACUAUUCUGAUCCCCCAGCUGGCUUACACAUACACCACUACAGCUAACAGCCCUGCAGGGACAGAGACGCACGAAACCAUCCACCUCAAUGGAAUCAAGGAGGAGAGGCUGGAUCUGGGCUCAGAGGGAUUCUCGGCCGUGGACGAGCAGAACGACUCCGACUCGGGCCCAGCGAGGAAGAAGAUGAAGAAGACGGACAGCGGCAUGUACGCCUGCGACCUGUGUGACAAGAUCUUCCAAAAGAGCAGUUCGCUACUGAGACACAAAUACGAACACACAGGGAAGCGACCUCACGAGUGCAGCAUCUGCAGCAAGGCCUUCAAACACAAACACCACCUGAUCGAACACAUGCGCCUCCACUCGGGGGAGAAGCCGUACCAGUGCGACAAGUGCGGCAAGCGCUUCUCCCACUCGGGCUCCUACUCCCAGCACAUGAACCACCGCUACUCCUACUGCAAGAAGGAGACGCAGAGCCAGGCUGGAGGACGGGAGAGCCCCGCGGAGGAGGACGGCGAGGUCCCCACAGAGCAGCAGAGGCAGGACACGGCGCCCUCCCUACUGGACUCAGACGAGCGAGGGAGCAGCACCAGGGAGGACGAAGAGAGCGAGGAGGAGGAGGAGGGAGUGGUGGACAUGAAUGACAUCCAGGUGGUUCAGAUAGAGGAUGAGGAGGAAGAGGACAAAGAGGAGAGAAAGGAGGAGCAGAUGGAGACCGAGAGAGAGGACGGAACAUUAGAGAUGGAGGAGAAAGAGGAAGUCGACACAAGGCAGGAGGAGAUGCGGCGGAGCGUUCAGGAGGAGGAAAGCGACGCCAACAAAGAUGAGGUGACGGAUAAGGAGGGAGGUGCAGCCGAGGAGGAGGACGGGCAGGACGGGGAGGAUGGGGAGGUCCAGGAGGAGAGCAGAGGCGAAACGAACCAGAGCGGGGUUUCUCAGGACGAGGAGGAGACGCCGGAGGAGAAAGCAGACACAGACUGAAGCAGGAAGUAGGCUUCUCCGUGCGACACAAUCAGACUCCCUCCUCGCCCCGCGCCGAGGAUCAGCGUCCGCUCACUCUGACACAUCACUACUGUGUAGAAAUCCAGGUGUGCCUGAAAAAAUACUAGUGACUUUUCCCCACAGGAGAACGUCUCCCUCUGUUUGAAGAACCAUUAGUAAAACAGAAAGACGAAGAAGAAGAGGAAUUUUAACGAACAAAAGACAUGCAUUAUACAGACUUUGGAAGCUAGAGCCGACACGUUUUAGAUAAUGUUUUAUUACUAAAACACCUUGGGUCCUUUCUUUUUAUCAGUGUUACUAAUUUUAUCACUCAUAUUUUAACCUUUAAAAGCUGUACAGUUGGGAGAUAUUUCUAUAUCUUUUUAUUGCCAAUGAACAAAAAAAAGUCAGUAUUUUGUUAAGUUGGAAGAAAAAAAAAAAGACAAAUCCUGUGCACUACAAGUGGCUCAGUUUACCUACAGGCUGAGUUUUGUUGAACCCCUCAGUAUUAUUAUCGCGCCGCGCCAUCACACUGUUUAGCAUUACAGUUCAGAUUUCUGUUGUUGGGGUCGGACUGAGAGCCUUAAGGAGAGAAACGUCUGAGAGCUAACGCGUUUUAGAACCAGGCAGUAUUGAUGUUCUUUAUUUUUGUUAGUCAAGCUUGGCCGAAUCAUGAUCAAUUCCAUUUCUGAGUGAUAAAAAGUGAGCGUCACUAGAGAGGGUUCCUGAAAAGAUUCUAAACUCUUCCCAAACAAAACCCAAAGCCGUUGUUGGCUCAUUAGUAUAAAUGUAAAAGAAUGGAUGGAAGGAUGGAUGAAUGGAUGGAAGGAAGGAUGAAUGGAUGUGGAAAAUACUUGUAUCAACUUCCAGACUGCAUAGGAACCCUCAACUAAAUUCAUCACUAAAAACCACUAAUGAACUUUUUUGGUCUUCUUGUUAGUAGAAUCUGGACACUAAAACAGUUUGGCACAUUAGCUCCCAAAAACUGCAUUUUGUCUCUUUUUUUUUUUUUCUUUUCAAAUAGCCAACUAGUCGUUCACGAAAAGGAAACUGAAAAGCCAAAAUGUCUGCCUUUUUACUCACCACCUCUGAUCUCAUCCACAAACUUGGAGCCUUAUGCAAAAAUAAUUGUGAAUAGAUAAAUAAAUCAAAUGAGAGAGCAUGCUUAUAUCAGAAGUGCCAUUGAACGUUGCUGUUGAAGCUUCCAGCCAACGCCGGGUCCCAAUCAAACAAUAAACCGAAACACUGUUGCAGACAGAGGAGAGCUUAGCCUACAAAUUCAUGCGUUAGAUUUUAGACGAUUUCUUUUUCCUAAUCUGAGUGACUAAUAAUCAGCAAGCCUGUUGUUUUAACAAAGACGAUUGGUUUCUCAUCGUGACCGCCUCCUGCCUUCCCUGAACUCGUUCAGCGCACUUGUUUCACGCAUCAUGAAAUCCUCAGUCUCUUCAGGUGACAAAAUGAAGUUUAAUUUAACCACGUUUUUUUGUGUGUGUGUGUGUUUGAGUUUUUUUUACCUGUCAGUAUUAUUUUCGUCCCUCAUGUUGGUUUACGUUCUGUUUCAGUGUGCGUUCUGUACAUGUCCCACAGUGGCAGUAUUAUCCCAACCCCCCCGACAAGAUGGGUAUGUCUGUUAAGUUGUAGAGAACUUUUAUAUUUAUGUCGGAUUUUUUUUUUUUUUACGUUUCUUUACGCUUAUUUAUUACACAAUGUAGUGUACAAUACUGUAGUUUGUAUUAAUGCGAUAAUAUAUUUUAGUAUGGACAAAAGAAGAAAAGGCAAAUAACUGCAACUCUGGAAAACAAGACUCCGGCAUACUGAAGUAUGUUUUUUGAACAAAUGUUUUUUUUUUCUUCUUCUUCUGGGUGGAAAAAGAAAAAAUCUCUCACCAUGCAAGCCAGAAAAUUUGGAACCUGUGACCUCUCUGCAUCUACUCUCAUGUUAGUUUUCUUUCUCUUCUCCUGAUAUGAAGCUACUGAACUUUGAAAACUAAUUGUAUGUCUAAUAGCAUGAGUGUGUGCCGUCAUAUUGAACGAUGAUCCUUAACCACAUAGACUUUGCCAAGCCAAAAUAAUAUUGCCGUAUGUUCUUAUGUUUUUAUUUGUGCCAAUUUGUUCCUUUACAUCAGUGUCACAACCAUACCCAGUUUUAUAUGCCCCCCCCCCCUUUUAACAACCUCAUCUUUUUUAUAAUGAAUGUUUUUGUUUCUUUUAUUUCUUCUUUUUUUUAUGAUUCCCCAUGUCACAAUAAAAUGCAUCAAUUA
Molecule: messenger RNA, 5587 nt
Organism: Xiphophorus hellerii (green swordtail)
Lineage: Eukaryota; Metazoa; Chordata; Actinopteri; Cyprinodontiformes; Poeciliidae
Gene: zeb1b
Product: zinc finger E-box binding homeobox 1b
Exons: 8
Coding region: 70-3327 (1085 amino acids)
Biological process (GO): regulation of transcription by RNA polymerase II; anatomical structure development
Molecular function (GO): DNA-binding transcription factor activity, RNA polymerase II-specific; RNA polymerase II cis-regulatory region sequence-specific DNA binding
Source: RefSeq, a predicted model, not a curated record